AUGCUCGAGUCCCACGACACGCAGCUGUUCCGCACAACUGUUUCGGUUCUCACAAUCCCCAGAGACCGAUUCUGGCUGUUCAAAAGCGGUGUUCUGGAGAUUUUGUAUAAGCUAAUUGACAGUUUGGAGGGCCUGAGCGAUACUGACGAAGACAGUGGAGACGAAAAGCAUCUGGUUAACUCCGUGCAUUCUCUGAACAUCCACAAGGACGACACCAGCGAGCAAGACUCGCUGAACUCCGAGGACGACGGACUAUUUUUCCAUUUGGCCUUUACCCCUGAGGAGGUCACCUUUAUGUGCAGCACGAGUCUGAUCCAGAAAUAUCUUUCCAAGCCGUUGGCUCUCAACAAACAGGCUCAAUUGGGUGCAACACUGAUUGAAGAGGAGUUUUUGGUUUUGCAGGUUUUGACUGACGGCACUAUCAUUGGCAAGAAAAUCCUGGAGCUGACUGCCCCUCUUUCGGAGCAAGGAAUUCCUAUUUUCUUCAUUUCCAACUACUUCAGCGACCUCGUGUUGAUACCAGCUGCUCACCGGACGGCAGCUGUUGAGAUCUUGGAAAAGGCGCAGUACACGGAUACUAGCAAGCUAGAGCAGGAGACGUUCCAGCUAUUUAGGUCGAGCUCGGUGAAACCCGUGCUCAACACAGACGUCAAGAUUCUGCUAACGGGUGCCCGUCCUGGAGACUCUUCGCUGGUUCUGCGACAGACCGUGGAGGCUCUGUCUAGAUACAAUACUGAACAGAGCGGCACGAAGCACUCGUUCCUGGCAUACUUUGCUCUGACCCGAACGCCUACCGAGGACAUUGGGUUGCUUCUUCCCCUCGCAGAUGACGAGAUGGCGAAAAUAAACUAUUCAAAAGCCACAAUCUUGGGAUCGUUGCAGGACUUCUACUUCCCGUUAUUCAUCAACCUGAAAUCGCUUCCUUUGGACCUGAAGGGCAUUGUUGCCGGUGUUGCGUCGAAACUGCUGAAGCUCGGUCUGAACGAAAUGAGCUACGUCAGUCUGGGGCGCUCUGCCGUUGUGCUCGUGCCAGAUAACUUCCAGGAUACAGUCCAGAAAAUGCUGGACUCCAUGUGA
This is a messenger RNA of Ogataea haglerorum, 1077 nucleotides long. RefSeq lists its product as uncharacterized. The record is from RefSeq and is a predicted model, not a curated record. The transcript has a single exon. Gene Ontology annotation, cellular component: cytosol. Gene Ontology annotation, biological process: cellular response to L-arginine; regulation of intracellular signal transduction. Lineage: Eukaryota; Fungi; Ascomycota; Pichiomycetes; Pichiales; Pichiaceae. Bases 1 to 1077 code for a protein of 358 amino acids.